UUUGACCCCUAGCCUGGGAACCUCCAUAUGCCAUGGGUGCAGCCCUAAAAAGCAAGAAAAAGAAAGAAAGAACUGGGUGGAGUGUGAAUUAAAACAGAACUAAGAGAAUCCACUCUGAAUCUAAGAAACUGCAUUUAUAUUAAUACAAGGUACAAUAAUCUAAAAGUAGAAAUAUAUGUUUAAAUUCUGUGAUUGCAUCCAAGGAUAUAAUUCAUAGUUUUCUCAUAGGGUUCUAUUUAUUGAACACUGUAAAAUAUAUUCAUGAGCAACAUUUUCUUGUAUCUUUCCUUAGGAUAAAGCAGGAGGGGAACAUAAUGAGGGGACGUCUUUUGCCAAUAAAAUGAGGAAAUCCAAGUGGGAACCGGGAGUAAGAGACAGAUCAUCUUUUCUCGAAAAAUAGUUAUUCCAAAGCAGAGUUGCCAUCCCAAAGGCUUAAUUGGCGUUCCUUGUCAAUCUUCCAGCCCCUGUAUAAUGUGGUUUGGACAUUGGCUCUGUCACACAGUUAGGGUCUCUAGGGGUACCCUUCAUCCCAGAUAGGUCACCUCCUAUAAGGCCCUUUCUCUGUGUUUUUCUGGAAGUGCCACUAAACUCUGUGACAGCACCAGAUGACAAUCCUGAAAACUUGAGUGACCCUCACUGGCCAGCACAGAGCUGGCCCACAAUAGGGCCCCCAUUGAAAUGUUACAAAUACAACUGGAUUAAACCUUUUAAGCACUACAUCAAAAAAAUCCUCCAAGUGAAGGAAAGCUGAGUUUCGAAAGAGGAACUUCACACCGAAUCUCUGACCAGCAGCCGAUGAUAUUAUUCAUAUACGAUACUGAUUGGUUCUCCAAAACUAAGAGCACCCAAUCCAGGAACCAAGAAAUGAUGAGUUCCUUGGUUGGCAAUAUUUGAGAUGUGCAUGGGGGAGGGCCCUAGUCCUCCCUGAGUGAGAUUUUCUGCUUCCCUGCACCCUGUCCUCUGCUCUUCUCCUGCAUGGUGCGUCAUUGGUCCCCUGGAAGCUCCUGGACAGUAUUUCUGACAGUGAUACUGAUGGUGCUGAGCCCUCCCCUGGCUUGGGCUGGGGACACCCGACCAGUUUUCAUGAUACAGGGUAAGUCCGAGUGUCAUUUCUCCAACGGAAGGCAGCAGGUGCGGUUCCUGGACAGAUACAUCUACAACCGGGACGAGUUGGUGCGCUUCGACAGCGACGUGGGGGAGUACAGGGCGGUGACCCCAAUGGGGCAGCCGGCUGCCAAGUACUGGAACAGCCAGAAGGACAUCCUAAAGCGGGUGCGAGCCGCAGUGGACACGUUCUGCAGAAGCAACUAUGAAUUUUUUGAGAGCUGCACGGUGCAGCGACGAGGUGAGCAAGGUGGAUGGGCAACCAGGGGAGGGUAUGCGUGUGCGUGUGUGUGUGUGAGUCAGACAGAGAGACUGAGACAGACUGAGCCAGAGGUGAGAGCGUAGGAUUGUGGACGAGCACAAGUUACAAGGUUACAAGUGAGAGCCUGUGAUCAAGGAACACUGUAUGAUUUUGCGAGCGUGUAACUGUGGGAAGGG
Sus scrofa (pig) is the source of this 1542-nucleotide messenger RNA. NCBI's taxonomy places the organism in Eukaryota, Metazoa, Chordata, Mammalia, Artiodactyla, Suidae. The record is from RefSeq and is a predicted model, not a curated record.